UUCAUAACGCUUGUGCUCUCUUCGGUUUGUAAUUUUAUGAGAAAAAUGAACAGAAGUGCUUCAUUUGUUUUUGGAAUCUGGUGGGGUUUCGUCCAUUUAAUUGCACUAUAUUUGAAGUAUAAAACUCUCUGAAUCUAAAUUAGUGUUCAGGUGGCUUUACAUUUUUUACUACUAACUAUACAGAUUUAUCAGCAACUUUCAUGGUGAAAUGGCCAGAGCUGCUUCUAAACUCUCAAAGUCUAAGAAUCAGUCUACUAACAAAGGACAAACAAGAAUUUCAUCUUUUUUUGUGACAGCAGCACAAAAAAAAACUUCACUAUUUACCACUGUAGGAGACAAAGACGUACACAAUAUUAAGCUUACAGAAAACAAAACUAAAAACCCAUUGCAUGAAAAGAUAAUACCAAAUAAUUUUCCACAUUUAUCAACAUGUGAGAAAACUGAAACCCCUUUAGAUCCAGAUAUUUUAUUUUUUCAAAAUCAUGAUGAUGUAUCAGAAAGAGAACUAAGUUUUAGUGAAAGAUCCAACAAAGAUAGUCUAAAGAAAAUAUCUUUAAGUGAAAGUUUGAACCAAAAUAUUUCUGAUGUUGAAGAAAAGACAUGCAUCAGUAAUGAAAAUAAUAAAUGUUUGUCUUACAAGGAAUCUCUAACACCAAGUGUAAUAUCAGACUCACCCAACAAUGGAGAUUUCAACCUCUCUAACUCAGAAGAUGAAGAUGCCUCAAUAAUUCCUGAGACUCCACAAGAAAUUAAAGGAAAAUUAGUUAGAAUAAAAAAUACAGGCACCUCAAGUGAUAGUAAUUUGGUAAAAAGACACAUCUUGCGAACUAGAAUUGGUAGAAAACAGUUAUUUUCUGUUGGUUCAUGUAAACAAAACUGCGUAAGUGAUGAUGUUACUUUUGAAAAACUAAAAGCAAACAAUGGGAAUAAGAUAACAGUCAAACGUCCUCUUGAAGUAGAAGUGCCUACUGUAGUGAAAAAAUAUUGUGGAGAGUUUGUAGCACCUAAAGAAAAUGCUAUUUCUGUGUUAAAAACAAUAAAAUCAAGUGAAAAUAAUGCUUCUAACCAAACUAUACAGCCUAUUUUAUAUAACAAAACAUACCAGAAUUGUUCUCCUCAUAUUAAGUUUCUAAUAUCACAGGAUGAUGAACAUAAGUUUUUCCAGACUAAUAGUGUUAAAGAAAAAAACUGCUUUGAUGCAGAUAAGAAAAUCAAGGAAAAAGCUUUCAAUCAAAUUUUGUCUCAUUCAGUGCAAGAGAGUUUUGAUGAAACUGUCUUUACAUCUAUCAGUGAUAGAUUUCCAACUGCAAAUGAUAUGUCUUCAAAACAAUUAUUUUAUAAAGAUUCAAAACUUCAAAAAACAGAUGAAGAAACUACGCCUUCAAAACAGUUUCCCGCUAAUGUCUCCAAAAGUAUUCCAAUGAAGCAGAUAGAAGAGAAUGCUGUAGAGUUGGCUUUUUGUGAAGAUAGUAAUGAUGCUCUAUUACAGAGUGCUUUAGAAAAUCUUUCACCUUUCAAGAUACCAUGUUCUAGUGACUGUUCAAGGACUGUUGUUAAAAGCAAUCUAAAGUUGGAUGAGAAACUGCUAACUAAAGAUUUCAGAUACAGAGUGGCCAGUGUUCAGAAGUCAGCUGAUCAGGGGGUUCUUCUACGUUUGAAUCCCGAAGACGACAGCAGUUCUUUAAAGACGUGUUCCCUGCAAGGUUUCUGGACAGACACAUUGGUUAGUGAAGGUGACAAUGUUCAUGUUAUUGCAUCAUUUGUUAAUGGACAUUGUGUUAUAAAUGAUGAAUAUGGCCUUCUUGUGGUUAAUCCUGAUCAUUUAGUCUCUAGUACUUCUGUUGUGUCAUCCCUCUUUUGCAUGAGAAAGGCAGUUCUGAUGGAAAAGUUCCGUGGUUGGGAGAAAGGGAAUCUUUCCAUGCUACAAGGAAGUUUGAUUCAUGAAUUAUUCCAAGAGGUGGUGCAACACAAAAUUGUCUCUCAAGAUGAGAUGAAGAGGAGGCUGAAGGUUUUGCUUAAUCAGCAAUCUAGUCUACAUGAAAUGUAUGGACUAGGAAUCACAGAGACUGAAUUAGAGACGGAGAUGAUGAGUUAUCUUCCACAUAUUCAUGAAUGGAUCCAGCAUUACAUGCUGUCUGGCCCAUCUCAACUGAAAGCUGAUAACUGUAAUGAAAACACUGACCUGAUAAAAAUUGAAGCAGUACAAGACAUUGAAGAUAACAUUUGGUGUCCUAAGUUUGGAAUAAAAGGAAAGAUUGACUUAACAGUAGAUGUUACUAUACAUUCAAGAGGAAAAUCACAGAAAAAGACUGUGCCUUUAGAGUUGAAGACUGGGAAGCCUACAUUUUCUAUGGAGCAUCAGGGACAAGUAACUUUGUAUACAAUGAUGAUGAGUGACAGAUCAACUGAUCCUGAAGAAGGACUUCUCCUGUACUUACAAGGUGGUCCCCAGAUGAAACGAUUCUCUACUGAACAUCGUAACGUAAGAGGUCUAAUACAGCUACGAAAUGAACUCUCCCAUUACACAGGAAAGGUACUAGAUAUGGGUCAAAACAUGGCACCAAGAAGUGCUCAUCUCCCUGAGCCAAUCAGCAAUAAGCGUGCAUGCACAAAAUGUCCCCACCUUCUCUCAUGUUCUUUAUAUCAAAGAGCCAUUGAAGAUUACACCCCAUCAUCAGAAAAUCAUCCCAUGUCCAUCUUAGUUCCAGAAACUUUGAACCAUUUGUCUUCGGAUCACCUAGCUUAUUUUAAAAACUGGAUUCUCCUCUUGAACUUAGAGUUAUCUGCCACACAUCAAAAAUAUGGAACAAGUUUUUGGAAUGAAGAUUCCUUGUUGAGGGAGAAGAAAGGUAUUUGCUUGAGUGGAAUGACUUUGAGAUCAUCUGUAAAACAUAGUAAACAACUGGAUAGUGGUCAAUGGGUGAUGACUUUCCAAAAGAAUUCUUCUGCAUCAUUUGACAACCUGAAAAACAUUGGUUUGAAUCCUUGUGACUUUGUUUUGAUAAGUAAGGAUGGAAUUUGUCAAGAGGUUGCCAUUGCAAUGGGAACUGUUUUAUCAGUGCUCAAUAAUUCUGUUGAAGUGGUGACUGACAAGGACUUAACAAUGAGACAAGGUUGGGAACAUAUGGUAUUUCGAAUUGAUCUUAACGUGUCCUUUAGUGUGAUAGCUGUCAACUUUGUUAAUUUGGCACGACUUAUGUCUCCUGAUCCACAGGCAGAGAAAAUACGAAGUUUCGUAAUUGACAGAAAGCAACCUAAGUAUUUAAAUCGUUUAGACAAGCAGGUGGUUCUGAAUGGGAGAGAAAUCAUGAAAUGUCUCAACAAACCACAACAGAGGGCUGUACUAAAGACUUUAAUGUGUAAAGAUUAUAUCAUGUGGAGAGGAAUGCCUGGAACAGGUAAAACAUUAGCAAUUGUAUCUUUGGUGAGGAUUUUAGUGAAGUUUGGUUAUUCUGUCCUUCUCACAAGUUACACUCAUUCUGCUGUAGACAAUAUCUUACUUAAAUUACUUAACCACAAUGUGGACUUCAUUCGUCUGGGUCAUCUGGGAAGAAUCCAUCCUCAAAUUCAGCCAUUCUGUAGUGAAAAGUUAACUAAAGACGUUAAUUCUGUUGAAGAACUGACCAAUUUUUAUCUCUCUAAGCCUGUCGUAGCUACUACUUGUUUGGGCAUCAAUCAUGUAUUGUUCAGAAAAAGAAAAUUUGACUUCUGUAUCAUAGACGAGGCAUCUCAAAUACUACAAGUUGCAAGCUUGGGUCCUUUGCUUCAUUGUCACCGAUUUGUCCUUGUGGGUGACCCCCAACAACUUCCUCCUGUUGUUCAAAGUAAACAAGCAAGGGAUCUUGGCAUGGCAGAGAGCCUUUUUUCACGUCUUUCAACACCAGAUAAUACUAUAGAUCUCAACAUACAGUAUCGAAUGAAUAGUGAGAUCAUGAGCUUGAGCAAUCUUCUCACGUAUAAUGGGGCCCUAGAGUGUGGAAGUGAAGAGACUGCUAAUGCUACUUUGACUUUAUUCAACACCUCCUUUGUUCGGCACUUCCCCUCACUUGAUUCCUGGCCUAUGAUUGCUCUAGCAGCUGAACUGAAAUACUCUGUGGUUGUGUUGAAUACAGAUCUUGUACCGGCUAAAGAGGCGUGUAAUCUUCAGGGAUUGGUGUCAAAUCCAGUUGAAGUGGAACUUGUUACACAACUAGCACUGCUGUUAUUGAAAGGUGGUUUAGAACAAAAGAACAUUGGAGUUAUCACACCUUACCGAAGGCAAGUACAUCUGUUACGAGAAGCUCUUGGAGCACAUAAUGUAUGUGAAUUGGAAGUCAAUACUGUAGAUCAGUAUCAAGGACGAGAUAAGGAAGCAGUUAUCUUCUCGUGUGUUCGGAGCAAUCAGGAAAACUCGAGUGGUGAAAUUCUUCAUGAUGCCCGUCGACUUAAUGUUGCUAUCACGCGUGCUAAACAUAAACUAAUUAUUAUUGGCAGUAAGAUGACCCUUCUUUUUUAUGAACCUUUUAGGCAGCUACUUUCAGCACUUAAAGAAUGCCAAUUAUUAGACUUACCUCCUGAAGCUCAUCUCACGUAUAAAGAUAUAGUACAUAGUUUGUAAACAGCACUGCCAGUAUAUUUUUUUUACAUUAUUUAUAUUGUUCCAUUCAAGUCUUCUUAGUAGAGCUCAUGAAAAUUUGUAUAUCAUAAUAAACUAACAGAUAAAAUGUUUUAUUAUUUUCAAACAUGCAUAUUUUUACAUAUAUUUAGGUAAAUCUGGUGUCAAGUUAAUUAUCUUAGGGUGAAGAACUAGGGGGGAAAAAAUCAACUGUAUAAAAAAAAAAGUGUGUAAAAUUUAGUCUUAAAAAUUUGUCAGUAAUUUGAGUUGUUUUUUAAAAAUAAUAUCAUACAUUCCUACUCUAUGUAGAACAUAUUUUAUAUGUCUAGCAGAGUAUUUAAAAGUUAUGUCUUAAUUUCUUUGGAGAAGUUUAUAUUGGCUGCACUAUACCAAAGUCAAAUUUAAAUCACAAAAAAAAAAUAAGCACGUUAAAAGUUGCUCAAUUUUCUAGAGUUGUUGAUACCAUUUUUAAUGUUUAUGUACAUUAUUUUGAAAAAUGGUGCAGGAUUUCCUGGCUGUAAAGCUUCUUUACAUAUUGUAAGAAAAAAUAUUUUUAAGAAUUCAGAAACUUUGAUACCACUUUGUGAAUUUUGUUCUUUUAAGAUUACAGCUGAUAUUAAUAUGUGUUUACACAGUAUUUGGUGUAUGAUGUAUUGAAAUAUUAGAUACAAAUGUUGAUAACAACUAAAGGAAAGCAAAAUUAAAAUAUGCUAUACUGAUGAAGAAACAUUUUUAUUUGGUGUUGUAACAUUAAUAAUGAUCUAUAUCUUUAUAUUGAAUAAAGGUGUAAGACUUUUUAGCAGUUAAGUGUUUUUUUAUGUAACUUGGAUUUUUUUUA
This is a messenger RNA of Limulus polyphemus (Atlantic horseshoe crab), 5432 nucleotides long. It is a transcript of the gene Dna2, whose product is annotated as DNA replication ATP-dependent helicase/nuclease DNA2-like. Gene Ontology annotation, biological process: replication fork reversal. The record is from RefSeq and is a predicted model, not a curated record. The transcript has 18 exons. Gene Ontology annotation, cellular component: cytoplasm. The coding region runs from base 209 to 4597 and encodes 1462 amino acids. Gene Ontology annotation, molecular function: 5'-flap endonuclease activity; single-stranded DNA helicase activity. NCBI's taxonomy places the organism in Eukaryota, Metazoa, Arthropoda, Merostomata, Xiphosura, Limulidae.